GUAACUAGUCCGCUGGUAAAUUGUCUUCCACGUGCAAUUUUAUCAGGGCUGCUCAUGUUUUUUGUUUAGUUUUGAGUGCAAAAUUUUAACCUUUCAUUAGCCAUGUUGGUAUUAUUCGAAACGCCAGCAGGGUAUGCAAUUUUUAAGCUCCUAGAUGAGAAGAAACUUCAGAAAAUUGACAACCUUUAUAAGGAUUUUGAGACACCAGAUGCUGCGAGUCAAGUGGUUAAGCUAAAGCAUUUUGAAAAGUUCAAUGACACAACUGAGGCCUUAGCAGCUGCAACAGCUACAGUGGAAGGCAAAAUGAGUAAGAGUCUUAAAAAGGUUUUAAAGAAAAUUGUUGCCAAAGACAUUCAUCAAGAAUUGGCUGUCGCUGAUGCUAAGCUGGGAGGUGUCAUAAAGGAGAAGCUUAGUUUGAACUGUGUGUCGAGCUCAGCAGUUCAGGAGCUCAUGCGAGGUAUUAGACUGCAGCUUAACAGCCUCAUCACAGUUUUUUUCAGCUUGUCACGUUAUAAACUCAAGUUCAGUCCUGAUAAAGUGGAUACCAUGAUUGUUCAGGCAAUAUCUUUACUUGAUGACUUGGACAAAGAACUCAAUAACUACAUCAUGCGCUGCCGUGAGUGGUAUGGCUGGCAUUUUCCUGAGCUGGGCAAGAUAGUCACUGACAACUUAGCUUAUGCCAAGACUGUCAAAACUAUGGGUAGGAGAAUCUCUUUGUCACUGAAUUUGAAAACUGCUGGUUCGUCAGAAUUUCUCAAUGAACCGAUGAGGGUACAUGCACAACUGCAAGUUUCAAAAUACANUUUUCUUGCCUUUCAGAUUUCUGAAGAAGACAUAAAUAACAUCAUCUAUCUAUGUGAUCAGGUGAUUGAAAUCACUGAUUACCGUGCUCAGCUUUAUGAUUACCUCAAGAAUCGUAUGACAGCUAUUGCUCCAAACUUGACUGUACUCGUCGGGGAACUUGUUGGAGCCAGACUCAUUGCCCAUGCAGGUUAACAUUAUUCUAUAAUGAUAAUUGAUAGUUUAAUGUCAAUGCUGGUAAAUAUAUUCCUGUAAAAAGCUAUAUUUUGUUUCAGUGUUAAUUGCCUUAUUGUUUAUUGUGUUAACAGGGCACUCAAGACAAAACAUGAUACUCCCAAGUAUGGUCUGAUCUUCCAUGCAUCUCUUGUGGGCCAAACAACACCAAAGCACAAGGGAAAGAUCUCCAGAAUGCUGGCGGCCAAAACAGCCCUUGCAGCAAGAGUAGAUGCCUUGGGUGAAGACAGUGGAACAGCUAUGGGCAUUGAAAACAGAGCCAAGCUUGAAAUGAGGUUGAAAUCCUUAGAAGAGAAUCAGCUAAGAAGAAUCAGUGGAACUGGCAAGACCAAAGCCCGAGUGGACAAGUACGAAAACAAGAGGUAUGAAGACAAACAGUCACAACCUAUUUCACUUCCUUGUGCUUUGACUUGUACAAGCAGCACUAGAAACCCCUUUUCAGCUCUUGAAAUGAAGUCAGUUGAGUAUUCUAUCACUCUGAAAUCUUCACUGUCAGAUCAAUUUUUAUUUUUGCAGCUAAGAAGAAUCAGUGGAACUGGCAAGACCAAAGCCCGAGUGGACAAGUACGAAAACAAGAGCGUGGUGAUGUCGUACAACCCUGCUACUGACUCAACAAUUGCCACACCCGGAAAGAAGAGAAAGAGAUCAGAGGAAAAUGGAGAGGUGGCACCAGGCCACAGCGUCCCAGUUACACCGAGCACGCUUACCACCGAGGAAGAUGAUGCAGAAACGCCAGCAAAGAAAACAAAGAAAGAAAAGAAGAAAAAGAAGAAGAAGGAAGAGGAAGUUCGAUAAUCUGAUGACGAACCACAGACGCCAAAGAGUGAAGAAAAGAAGAAAAAGAAGAAGAAGAAGAAAGUAAAGAAGGAAGAAGACUCAGAUUAACUUAACACGGAUGAACUUUGUUUUAUUUGUUUUACAAUAAAUUUACACACUUGAUUCUCUUAAAAAUUUUUACUACCUAGCACCCAAGACAAAACUCGUUGCUUUUUGUUUUUCUUCGACAUCUGGAAAAAAAGGUCUUUUGUGCUUAUAUAGAUAAUCAAGUUACUGUG
Molecule: messenger RNA, 2090 nt
Organism: Orbicella faveolata
Lineage: Eukaryota; Metazoa; Cnidaria; Anthozoa; Scleractinia; Merulinidae
Product: nucleolar protein 58-like
Cellular component (GO): box C/D methylation guide snoRNP complex; small-subunit processome
Molecular function (GO): snoRNA binding
Source: RefSeq, a predicted model, not a curated record